UAAUAAGGAUAUAUUUGAUUAAAACGGAUAUCUUGGAUUUCGUAUUUUCUUUUGGGGAAAAGAAAAAGAAAAAAAGAAAUAAAGAGAGAGCUUCUCUCAUUCGAUCAAACCAAUAACCCAAGUGGGGUUCUGUUCAGUCUUUCAUUCAAUCAUUCCAAGGAGCCAUCGCCUCUCUCUCUCUCUUCCUCCUCCAUCACUCCACUCUGUUUUCCGUUGGACAUUGCCAGUUUCGCCUGGUAACCUCUUCUUCCCUUUUGUUUUUCUUGUCAUUCUUUUCUUUGCGUAUUCGAAUUUGCUAGGGUUAAUGGAAUCGGUUCGAAACGAUUCAGUUUCAAUCGUCGAUCAAAAUGUUUCGUCUGCUUCUUCCGUGGUCAAAAUGUGUGCCGGUAAAUCUCGUAGGGUUUGAUUAGGAAAUGCUGGAACUAAUCUCUCGCUCUAUCAGCUUCUUGCUUUGGGCUCUUCGGGUUCUUCGUAUCAUUCUUGUCUUUUUCUUACGGAUUUUAGGUAGUUGUGGGUUUUCAGCCUCCGACGGGUGGUCUACUUCUGAUUCGAACAGUGGGUUAGUUUUCCCCACUCUUCUGCAGAAGAUUUGCCUGUCGGUGAUAUGAGGAUUUCCUUUGAUUUCAGGGACUUGGCAAUUUCGUUAAUUUUGCCCGUUAGCUUGAUUUCUUGAGUAUUCCUUCCUAUUGUUGAAUUAAAUUCUAACUUUCUAAGUCAACCCUGUCAGGGAUCCAACGGUUAGGUGUGGAAUUCGAAGGAUUUAGUUUGAAAAUUUGAGACUUUUUCUUGUUUUCUUCUGUGAUCCUACUCCACAGUAGUAGUGAAGUGACUGAUAACAUCCGGCUAUCACAAUUUAGUAGUCAGAGUGAGUGAGGCAUCGGCCAUUGAUGUCAUGUGAUGAUUUCAUUUCUUGGUCACUCUUCUUAUGUCAAGUUCUUCAAACACGGAGACUGUUUGGCUCUGUGAAAUUGGGUUUGGGUAGUUAUAGGUAUCCAUCCGAGUCUGCAUUAGAGCAUAUCUUCUCUGUCUAUCUAGUAUAUGAAAGCUAGGCUGAGCACUGAUAUUGCAAUACAAGGUGACCAAGUGGUUAAUGCUGUUUUUGUCAGUUGUUGAGAGAACUGGGAUUCCACAGAUGGGUAGUCAAAGGCUUUCUUUUCUCUCUGUUUCCAAUUUCCCAGUCCAGUAUACUAUUUCUUGGUGCAUUUAUCAGUGCAGGGAAAAUAUGGAUCUUCCUCCUUGCUUGUGUUCUGUUGUUGUUGCUGCCGUUUCUCUUUCUCCUCUUUCCUGUUUGUUCUCUUGUAUUGUUUUUCUUGGAUUUAUUCUGCUGUAUUUUUUUUUUGUGCAUUUCAUAUUUUUCCUUAUAUUGGGAUACUUUCGUAAAGCAAUCACAUUUUUUGCUAACCUUGGAUUCUGAGCUUGACAACAGCUUUCUUCAAACUCAAGGUUUAAUUUUGUAAUUGCAGGUCAUUGCGUUGGUUGCUUGAUCAUUUCUUUUCUGGUUGCAAGGUGUUGGAUUGAAAUUGUUCUCGAGAAGUUCUUGCAAAUAAUUGACUAUGGCAACAAAUGAAAAUCUUCCACCCAAUGUGAUAAAGCAACUUGCCAAGGAAUUGAAGAGUCUCCAUGAAUCUCCACCAGAGGGCAUCAAAGUAGGAGUUAAUGAUGAUGAUUUUUCCAUCAUACAUGCUGACAUUGAAGGACCAGAUGGGACUCCAUAUGAAAAUGGAAUUUUCCGAAUGAAGUUGUUAUUGCCACAUGACUUCCCACAGCUACCUCCACAAGGUUUCUUCCUGACUAAGAUAUUCCACCCAAAUAUUUCAUCUGAUGGAAAAAUUUGUGUCAAUACACUGAAAAGGGACUGGAACCCGAGUCUUGGUCUACGACAUGUUCUUGUUGUCGUGAGGUGCUUAUUGAUUGAACCAUUUCCUGAAUCUGCCCUCAAUGAGCAGGCUGCCAAGAUGCUGCUUGAAAAUUACGAGGAUUAUUCCAAACAUGCCAGACUGAUCACGGGAAUUUACGCGAAGCCAAAACCCAAGCAGAAGUCUGGGCCCAUCUCGGAGUCAACGACGGCACUGAAUGUCGACCAGAGUAGUAACACCUCAGUUGCCACCAGUGGCGCUGUCGAUCUCAAGAACACGACAGUCCCUUCUGCCGUGCCAGUGCCACCUUGUUCGACCACUUCCUCGAAGGGUGGGCCAAACAGCACCGAUCUGGCAACAGCCGAGGCAGGUGGCAAUCUACCAGUUACGUGCUCCACUAAGCAGCAACCAGUGGUUGGAGGUGUGAACCGAAAGGAAGGAGUUGCAGCCCACCCCUCGAAGCCUCUGGCAGAGAAGAAGAAGAUGGAUGCGAGGAAGAAGAGCUUGAAGAGACUAUAAUAACAAUGCAGUUCAUGGUGCUGCGGGGGGGUUUCAUUUUCUGAACUAAUCUGCAGAAGAUGUUUGUUGUGCAUUAGUUGGAUAAGUCGAGUCUCCCGUCAGGCCGGGUCGAAGUGGAAGGAAGAAAUGGUGGAAGGGGUAAGACUAUGAUGUAAGAAAAACAAAACCUUACCCUUUUAAUCAAAAACUAAAUGUUUCACCUGCUUGCUGCUGCUAUCUGAAUGUGAAAGAUGAAUGUACCGAAUUCAUGAUGCCAUUGUCUGAGUUCUCUGCUUUUCAAAGUACUGAAAGUGGUACUCCCUAAUACAGAAAGGUUUCUUAG
This is a messenger RNA of Linum trigynum, 2697 nucleotides long. The record is from the annotation of a GenBank genome assembly. NCBI's taxonomy places the organism in Eukaryota, Viridiplantae, Streptophyta, Magnoliopsida, Malpighiales, Linaceae.